Magallana angulata is the source of this 1258-nucleotide messenger RNA. RefSeq lists its product as uncharacterized. Lineage: Eukaryota; Metazoa; Mollusca; Bivalvia; Ostreida; Ostreidae. The coding region runs from base 1 to 1077 and encodes 358 amino acids. The transcript has 3 exons. The record is from RefSeq and is a predicted model, not a curated record.
AUGCUGAGAGUAAGGAACCAAAGGGCAUUUAAGGAGAGAAGCCCAUACGCAGCCGUGCCAAAUGGAGCAAAUACAGUUGCCUCGAGUAGUGUUUUGGCACGAGGUCGUCGCGGAUAUCGUCGAGGAGGUCAAGUGAGACAGCCCGUUGCAAACAGCUCCAAUAUUAAUGCUCCUCCGACACAAGCGACUCCUCCAACACGUGCGGCUCCGACGACACCAGCGACACAGGCGUCAACUGAAGCAGGCCAGGGAAUGUCACGGAGCGGGAUGAUUGGGAUGAUUCCUCACAACAUGCCGCCCAUAGUUAACCCCAGCCCUGACGCACCAAGUGCGUUGUCGUCACAUGUUCCCUCCAACAUGAAUCAAGUGGUCAAGAUUCCGACAGUUGGCUCCUACAGCAGACAAUUUUCCAUGUCAAAUUUUCGCUCCAUUUUGGGAGAUUAUUCAUCAAAUAUAGAUCAACUGUUAGAAGCCAGUAUCUCUGAAAACUCAAAUUCAGUUUGGAUCAUUGGCUCAUCUAUUAUUCAUUGGGCACAGAAAUAUGCAGAGACCACAAAUCAGUUAAACCUUGGAUUAAACCACUUUACCAUUAAUUGGAAUGGUAGAAGGGGAAUGGUUUGGGAGUACAUGUAUACAACUGUGUCAAGAAUGUUAAUAGCUAAUAAACAACCAACUAUUUUGAUAAUUCACUGCGGUGGUAAUAAUAUUUGGGACCCUCAAAAUACCCUAAAAGGUAUUCAAAAAUUCAUGAAACUAACUUUAUCUCAAAUAGCAGACCUCUUGCCAAACACUCUCAUUGUAUGGUCACAUAUAUUACCUAGAAGUAAUUGGAGGCAGUCUUUAUCAACCAUUGAAGGUGAAAACUCUAGACGUAGAAUAAAUAGUGCCAUUGCAACAUUUGUUUUCAAAAAGCUUAAUGGUGCAUCUAUCAAAUAUCCAGAUAUCCAGAUAACUCAAAAGAGAUUAUUUAGAUUAGAUGGUGUGCAUUUGUCAGAUUUGGGUAACAAUAUAUACAUAAAUUCCCUGAAAAAUGCUAUUGUGCAGUUUGUGACAUCUUCCUCUCGCACCUAUCCUUAAAAUAUACUAGCUGAUAUAUCUCUGGCAAGUCAUGGUCCGUUUACUUAUCUAUCUUAUUAUAUAUCAUAUACAUAUAUCUGAAUCUAGAAUGUCCAAGUAUAGACAUUCUUAUGUAUCAUAUCUACAGGUGUCAUUGUUGUCAAAAUUGCCGCCUGGUAUUGGCGGAUGGUUCACGUGACAG